Messenger RNA from Anastrepha ludens (Mexican fruit fly), 1917 nucleotides. RefSeq lists its product as uncharacterized. The transcript has 4 exons. The coding region runs from base 116 to 985 and encodes 289 amino acids. Lineage: Eukaryota; Metazoa; Arthropoda; Insecta; Diptera; Tephritidae. The record is from RefSeq and is a predicted model, not a curated record.
CGACCUCUCCAGUUGAAAACUGUGCUGUGAGCUUUAACGUUGUGUGCGGUGUUGCGUUUGACUUUCUGCAAGAAUCUAACAAUAAUUCGUUAAUAAAAUUGUUCAAUUAAAUUUUAUGUCAAAACGUACAAUAUAUAAAAUGAUUCUUCAUUUUUUAAUUCGCUUUCUUGUGCUUCAACAAUUUGGCGUUUUUUGUUGCUUUGCCAUUAGUCAAUAUGACAGCUAUGAAGAUCUAACUUCAAGCACCUAUAGAAAUAAUAUUUACACAAAUACUUUGCUGUGCAUGGACAUAAAGCCUCAACAUUCCGUGGAUAUCGAACAAAUCACUGGAUUGUGGUAUGGCAACGAGAUCAUCGUUCAUACGCAGGAUAUACCAGGUACAUACCAGUAUGACAGUUGCGUAAUAGUACAUCUGAAUGACAUAACAGACCAAAUGCGAAAUUAUUACAAUAACCACCAGCAAUCUCAGCUAUACAAUCAGCGACGAACACAAAGCGCCAAACUGCAGCAGCAACAACAUCAAGUUCAGUCUCAAUACUCAUACGAUGAUCACUCGUCAGCCAAAUACUUGCGAUUGAUUUGGAGUGAGAGUGAUAAUAACCUGGAAUAUAUGUUUAAUUAUACGGAGAAAAGACCGGGCCUAUGGACUAAUAUUGGAGAACAGCGUGGUUCACUAGUAGCGCUCAAUUCAUAUAAACAAUUCACAGGCACUGUACAGGUGGUGAAAGCUGUUAGUGAUCAUUUGGUACUAACAUUUUGCGGUAACGAUAUGCAGAGUUCUAUCUACACUCUUGUUCUAAGUCGAACCCAAAGAGGACUCAGCUUAGAGGAAUUGCGAGGUAUUCGUGGUUUAUUAACCAGGCGUGGCUUAUACACGGAAACGAUUCGAAAAGUUUGCGGUUCAGGGGCUGCGAGUACGAGGACCAUGAGCGGCUUCUUAUUGACAUUGUUUGGAUUUUUAGCCAUUACUAAAAUGUAUUUCUAAGAAUUACUGAAAUUAAUAACUGCAUUCGAAGUUAUUUCCAGUAUGAAAUUUAUACUAAUUCUAUAAGCAUAAGUUAAUGUUAAAUUUUUUUACAAUUUGUACAGUAUACUGGUUUGGAAAUUACGAAACAACUUUAUUAUACUAUAUUUACCAUAUUUUAAAAGAACCACCACAUAUGUAUGUACAAAUGUUAUAUAAAUGAACAAAAACCAUAAGUUGAAAUUGUGUCCAAUUAAAUUAAAUUCAAUUAAAUUAGUCAUCACAAACUCCAGUGUCAGAGUGAAGAACGAUGAGAAAGCGGUGUACAUACAUAUAUGUGUAGCAUACAUGUACAUACACAUGGGUAAAUACAUAACUACGCAUGUAGGCGUAUGUUGCGUCUAAUUAAAUUAUUUGUGUUACUAAUUAAGUUAAAAUUACAAAAACAAAAAAAAAAUAGACAAAUAAAAAGUCGCGGAAAUUUAGUCUAAGAUUGGAUAAACGUUCAGAGCCAUUAAGUAAAGUAAACAAUAAUUUCCUCUUACGUAACCGAUGCGUCGUACAAUGAAGUUUGAAUGAAGCUUAAUUACAUAUAGUCUGAGACAGCAUGACUUCCAACGAUUGCGAAAUUUGUGAAAUAAUAAUAAGCAGAAUUUAGCAAUGAACUGCAGCGGUUAGAAACUCAAAGUGAUAAAUAUUUUAUUCCAAAAGCAAUUUUGAAAUUUCCGAUUUGUUUUUUUUUUUCUUUCGCCGUGUCCAUGUGGUUGUCAGUUCAGAAUGAAACAAGGGGAACUCAUUAUUGGUUUUCUAGUUUCCCAAUACUUUGCUUUGACAAUCAAACGUACAGAGGUCACCUCCAUUAAUAAUGCGCCUUGAUUUGUAUGAAUAUGUCUUAUAAAUUUCGAAUAUUUUCACUUUCCUUACCAAUAAAUUCAAUUUUCAACGCACUCAUA